AUGAACUAAAGUAUUUUUGCUUACGGAUUCUUAAAUAAUGGCCUUGUUUAUUCAAAGCAGGGAAAAUUUGAAAAAGCAAUAAUUGAGUAUAAUAAAGCUAUUGAAGAAAGUCCCUAAUACGCUGCUGCUUAUUAAAAUAGAGCCAAUGCAUAUUAAGGUUUGAUGAAUUUUGAUGAGGCGCUUGGAGAUUACUGUAUGGCUAUAAGAAUCAACCCAUAAUAUAGUGCAGCCUACUUUAAUAGAGGAUUGUUAUUCGGAAAAUAGGGUAAAUUUGAAGAAGCAAUAAUGGAUUAUACCUAAUACAUUAAAAUGGUUCCUGAUAAUGCUCAAGCUUAUAAUAAUAGAGCAAAUGCAUAUUAAAAUUAAGGAAAUUUUAAUGAAGCAAUAAAAGAUUACUCCAAAUCAAUUGAAAUUAACCCUAAUUACGCUGCUGCUUAUAAUAAUAGAGAUUUUGGCAAUGCUUAUGUUAAUUUUGGUAAGUUCGAUGAAGCAAUUUCAGACUGUACUAAAGCUAUAGAAUUGCAAAUGGUAAAUUCAGAUGCGUUCUACAUUAGAGGGAAUGCGUAUAAAAAUUAAGAAAAAUAUUAAGAAGCAAUAAUAGAUUAUUCAAGAGCAGUUGAAAUAAAUCCUUAACACAGUAAUACUUGCUUAUUACAAUAGAGGUAAAUCAAAUAUGUUGAAAACAAGGACUUAUUUAUUCUGAUUAAAAAUUAUUCGAUAAAGCAAUUUUAGAUUACUAAAGAGCCUUAGAAAAUUUGGCAGCAAAUCCAUUGUUUUCUUUAUUUUUCUCUCAAACAAUUUGGCAAAGCAAAUUAGUAUUUUGAAAGUGCAUUGGAAUAUUCGUCAAAAGUAUCAGUUUAAUAAAGAUUGUAAUUCUAACUUUCAAAGGAAAAGAUGUUGUUUCUUUAAUAAAAAGUCGAUAUUUUAAGGUCCAUAUACAAAGAAUUGUAAAUUGCUUAAGAAGAAAUAUCUGAUUUGUUGAGAACAAGUAAAAUCUCAUAAACUUAGCAUCAAUAUUAUUAAUUUAAAAUAACUAAAAUUGAAAAUCAGUUUUUACAACUUGUCCCAAAUUAAUCAAAAGAAAACUAAGUUGAAGAAUUUAGGAAACUUAAAUAGUUUAUGGAAGAAAUUAUAUGUCUAAGAACAGAGAUUGUUAAUUUAGAGACCAAUUAGAUUUAAGGCAUAGAAACUUUGAUUUAAAAAAUUAAAUAAAUUAAUUCCUUCCAACAAACCAAAAAAAGUAAUAUUUAGGAAUUUAGAGAAUAAAUGAGUCCAAGUAGGAAAUUGUAUCAUCGCUCAUUAUUUUGGCAUCUGUUUAAUUAUUUCAAUGCUGUAAAAUUAAUUUCUGAAGACUUAGCUGUUAGAAAUGUUGGAAUUCAUUAUGUAAAAGUCUUGGAAAUGUUACCAAAGUCUGAAAAUCUAAAAGAUCAAGAUUAAGGAUCUGUACCUCACAUGAGCACAAUAUUCUCAUUAUUAAAUUCUGCAUUAGAUUCAGUUGAAAAUAUCAAAAAUAAAAAAUUUGAAAGUAGAAUUAAUGCAUUAAGGUAAACUUUGCAGGUUUUCACAAGAUUUCCCUCUGAAUUUGAAAGUGAAAUUGAAAGAGCUUCUUUAUUUAUGGCAAAUAAUAUCAAUUUCUGUUUCGAAAAAUUUAAAACAAACCCAUUUAAUUAAUAUGUCGAUAGGAUUUCUAUUUUAGAAUUUGAUUUUGAAUAAUAUUCAAAAAAUAACUGUUGGAAAACUGGUAUCCUACAUACAUUGAUAAUAUUAAAAUAUUUAAUAGAGAACUUCUAAGAAAUAAUACUCUAGUAUUCUUUUUACACUUUUAAAGAUAUUUUACAUAGAUCAAUAACUGAAUUCAAUUUUGAAUAUCUUGAAAAAACUAAAUUUUAAGACAAGAAGGUUCCCUGA
Paramecium tetraurelia is the source of this 1908-nucleotide messenger RNA. RefSeq lists its product as uncharacterized. The record is from RefSeq and is a predicted model, not a curated record. Gene Ontology annotation, molecular function: protein binding. The transcript has 8 exons. NCBI's taxonomy places the organism in Eukaryota, Ciliophora, Oligohymenophorea, Peniculida, Parameciidae.